Molecule: messenger RNA, 2471 nt
Organism: Paramacrobiotus metropolitanus
Lineage: Eukaryota; Metazoa; Tardigrada; Eutardigrada; Parachela; Macrobiotidae
Exons: 4
Coding region: 549-2153 (534 amino acids)
Source: RefSeq, a predicted model, not a curated record
GGGUUUUCUGUCUGCAGCCAUUUCUCUCUCUGUCUUGCAUCGCAAUAUGAUCAUCGUACUGCGGGGUUUUUUAAGUAAACUCUUCGUUAAUUAACGCCGCGUGAUGCUUUAUUGAUCAAUAACGUCAACUCCGCCCCUCGCCGAUACAUAACACUCUUGUGUAUAUGUACUGCGACAAAAGCGCGCCAUUUUUUACUCGGGUCGACCAUUCACAGUUUAUUAAAUGGCUAAAUUGGAUAUUUAUUCGUCAGGGGUUGUUUCUCUCGACUAGUUGUGAGUUAGACAAACACCGAUCAACACAUCCCGAAUCGCGUGAUAUUAACCUGGCCGCAGUAAACCGACGGUGAAAGAUAAACGAAAAAGCCAAUCUGUCGUUGUAUUGGGCACUAUUCAAUUUCCGAGCAAUUUUUUUCGGCUGCAGUUGACACCCGGCGCUUUUUAGCCUUUUUGGUUGUACAAUUUAUGACUGCUGUUAAACUCAAUUGGCUCGAAAAGAGAUGUGACUUUGAUCAAUCGUGCACAACAGCCAUGGCAUGCGUCUGUAGUAUAUGAACGCGUGCUCUACAUGGAAAUCGCUGAGGAUGCCGUUCGGACGCAAGACGGAUAAUCCCGCUGUUAAGCGCUCAUCCUAUUAUGUGUGUUUUAUUGGUGCGAAAGAAAGCUCCGUCAUUCGGGAUCAUAAUAAUGGACACGAGUUCGUUUAUCCGGCGAUGCACUAUCUGCUGCGCAGUCUCAUGGAAAAUGGACCUCUCGCUAACGCACCCAAAAUCACCUUGCAGGUGAGCGCAAAGGGCCUAAAAAUCAUUCAGAAUGUCAGUAGACAAGCACUAACGCCCUCCCGAACCGGCUUGACGCAGGGGAACAACAACAAUGUUAAAACGGAUACUUUGCGACACAGCAUUCCGCAUCACUGCAUCACAUGUGCUUACCAGGGAGAACCGCCGUACGAUGAUUUGGUGGCCACCAUUCUGCUAAUCUUCAACCCGGCCACUCACUGCCCGGUGCACAUCCACGUGUACCGCUGUGAUUCAUCCAAAACGGCCACACUGCUAACCCACCAGCUGGCCGUCAUGGCCGAGCGACCGGAAAAUCAAACACGGUUCGCCGCCAUCGAAGAGCGUCUGCGUGGCCGCGGCCUGCUCCAUCCCAUCAGUUUGCAGCAGUCGACCCCCGGCGGCGAGUACCGCAACGGCACACCGAACAGUCGCGGCGGCGGAGCGGCUGUAUUGUCCGACGGCCAGAGUUCCGGCCGAACCAGCAGUAGUCCGGAAACCAGCGAGACCGGGAAGGGCAAGCGGCCCUUAUCACUGACCUCAUCCACCGAGAACAAAGAUCACAUCAUUCCACUGGACAAGGUGGCGCAAAACGCCGAUAAACUAGCUAUGGAGCUGAAAGAACGAUUAAAAACCCGCGAUACGAAUCCCAUUCUGUUGCCACCCAAAGACUACGAUACAGUUAACCGCGGUCGAGGUAAAACCGGCAUCAAGGUCACUGCCGCCGAGGAGGGGUCGGAAUCGGAAGCUGCUAAGCCGGCUGAGAGUAGCGUGGCCAAAAACAGUAUCGAAGGCGCGGAAGACGACGACGAGUGGAAUAUCCACGAGGAGGAAGAGGACGACGUGGUUAGUCGCGAGCAUCCCGUGAUUACCAAAGCGGAUCUGGGCACGAACGGCUUCCAGGAACGGAUGAAGCGUUACUGCUCCAUGAACGAUGUGUUCGGGGAGAGCGUAAAUAAUGGCGCUUAUAUGGCGCCGAAGAUCCCCGAUGUCGGCUCACCGGCGGCGGCGGCGGCGGCACCGACUGGUUCGGAUGCUAGCGCGGCGUAUCGUCCGCGACCGUACUAUUUCAGUACCGUGGAGGAGAACGAAAAGGGCAAGGUAAAGACCAGUAGUAAAACAGCACUGGUGGCCGAGUUCCGGAAUAAACCGGUACAAGAAAUCACGGAGGGUGACAUUACAGCGUCGCUACGCGAAUCCCAGAUGAUCGUGCAGUCGUACGUACGGCCGUCGAUGCCGUUGAAGCGCAAUCAGCGACCCGUGGUCAAUGAGCGCAUUCGACCGGCUUCCUUCUACGAACGGAUUCGAUUCGACGAUCAGGAUUUUCAAGAGGGACGCUUUGUCAGGCCCGAACUGAUCUAUUACCAGUACCGCUGCUGAAGUGGCACCGCAGUCUAGAGAGCCUUUCAAAAAAUACGUUUUCUGAUAUAAUAUUUAUCAAUAUAGAUAUUUAUUACAAUAUUGUGUGCUGGUCAUGGUGCGUGCAUAUGUUCACCGCACUGAUUCAUGGCGAUAAUUGUUAGAUUUGGUCACAAAAUGUGUCUGUUUCCGAUAUACAGAUGGUCUGAUUUUAUUUACAUUGGCGCUUUACCUAUUUUUACAUGCAGUUAUGGCAUUUUGUGCUUUGUCAACGCUUUCUGAAGUAUGAUGGCGCUAAGGCAAAAAUAGAAAUAUAUAUGGAUUAAUGACGACGACAAA